CUGGCUGCCUUACCCGCCAUUGUAACUUCCAAGGGGGAAGAGCCAGCCUGGGGCUGGGAGGUACCAGAGCUCUCCCUCUGCGCCCCCCAUUGCCUGCCCCCCAGAGCGCUCCCAGGAGACUACGGAGUGAGGCUCGCUCCUCCUGCCCUCCCCUUGGUUGCCGCCUCUACAAGCUCAGCUGUCCCCUCCCAAGGGAGGCCCACUCUCUCUGCAAAGCCAGGUCCAGCUGAAGAGCGAGGGGCACAGGCCUACUUGUCGGGCCAGGCUGACUGAGGGUGCAGGGUGCGCAGGGCCCAGGGCAGGGCCAGGCACAGUGGCAUCCGGUGCUCCCUGGACCUCCUGGGAUAGCUGCGGAGACCUCUCCUCUGAGGAGCUGGGCUGCUGCGGCUGGCUCUGAGGCACCAUGAGCACAGAAGGCCCCAGCCUCACCAGUUCCCCAGCCUCGAGUCCCCCGGCCUUCCUCACCGCCCCAGUCACCGCUAGAACUCUUGCUGAGGCGGGGGUCCCGCUCCCCGUGCUCAUCGCCCUGGCCUGCAUCUUCUUCCUGCUGGCUUCCUGCCUGCUGUUCCUGAUGCUCUGCAAGCCAGCCGUGCUGGACCCAAGCCGCCACCGGGCGCACGAGUGCCUGCCCCACCACCCCGCGAGCCCCAGCGAGCCCCGGCUGCGGCUCUGGAAGCGCCUGGGCUCUCUCCGCCGCUCCUUGCCCAGCUUCCGGCAUGGCCUGCCUGCCCCUCGACGCCCCCUGCCGGGACGCGAUGACAGCCUUGGUGACAGUGACUGCACGGAAUCUACCAAGAUGUGACAGGGAGUCCACACACAGGCCCCGGGUCCCCAGGUCCCCAGGUCCCCAGGUUCACCUGCAGAACCUCCUGCCUGGCACCACAAGCUGAAGGAUGGCAGCCCAAGCAACCUGCACCCCACAUGCCCCCCAGCGCUUCUCUGUGUGUACCAUCCAGGUCUUUUCUCAGAGGUGGCCCCUGGAAGAGGGCCUUCUCCCUACAGAGCCCCUGCCGCUGCCUGCUGACGACCCCUGGAUCACGUGUCAGGACAGAUCAGCAGGGGCUGAGCACAGGAUAAGAGGCUUCCGUCAGAGGCCAGGCCAGUCUCCGGGAGGCUGGGGGCUGGCCGCCACCCCAGUAGGAGGGGAUGGCACUUGGGUAUGAGGAUGCACUGCAGUGGCUCCGUGCUCCACCCUGGGAAGGAGGCCGCCUCCCCUUGGGUGGGACCAUCCAGACCUCUGGGACAGCUGCGGGACCUCCGGCCUCGGCCACACGGGUACAGUCUGUGUGCUUCACUGACUGACCUGUCAAUGUGGGCUUCUCAGACGCUCAAGACCCGGACUUCUCUGCCCAAGGUCAAGGCUAAAUGCUUUGGUUCGGUCUCCGAUCUGGAGAGUGUGCAGCGGGCUUUGUUCCUGCCCCAGAGCCAGCCAGCUAGGCCCCACCCACCAUGGGGGUCUGCACUCCACCGGGCUGGGGCCCAGUGCAGCCAGCCAGGUCUUCUCCAGGACUGGGCCUUGAGUUUGCCAUGCUUCAGCUUCCAAACCUCCACUGGCUCCCUAAUGCCCCCUGGACACGGCCAAAGCUCCUAGCCCGAUGUAGGUGCGCUCCAGAACGCAAUGUGCCUCUCUAGGAAAACCCCGACUCCAAGAAAACCAAAAUCCCUGUCCUCCCUGUCCACCUCAUGCUCCACACAGUGCCCAUUCUGUGCAGCCUCCUUUGUCCUCCAGCCAAACUGCCCUCCUGCCUGGAACGCCUCCUCUCCUCCUGCAGCCUGCAUUAUCUUGCCUGUGUCUCUUUCCUCCAAGCCUGGGAGCUUGUGGAGAGCUGGAUCUUAUCCAGCCCCUUGCUUUGACCUGCUAGCUCCUGACAGAGAAGUAUCAAACCUCAUUCUGAGGUGAAAGUGGCUCAAGCUGCAUGUGUCCUUAUCCCCAAAGCAGCAGGAGACCCAUUAGGAUCCUGCACAACCCAGGACUCUCGUCUGCCCUCUGACACCCCCAGAAAGAAGACCUCUCUCCAGGCAGAUCCUGUUGGAAGGGUCAUUGCUCCUUCCUGCCUUCCUUCCCUCUCUCCUUCUGGGAGGAGGCACCAAAAGACCUGAACUUCUCCUUGAGAAGUGGGGCAGAAGCAGGGAGCAUGUCACGGCUUGUGUGUAGAUGUCCCCACCAAAGGCUCAUGCAGUCAUAGAUACAGCUUUUCAGAGACGGCUAGAUCUACAGUGUGUGAUGCUGGGGUCAAAGGUGUAUGAUUACUGAAUUAGUCCACUGAUUGGUUUGCAUAGCUCUGGAUAGGAUGAAGGGUGCCCCACCCUGGGUGUGAGUGCUACCUUCCCUAAGGGUGGGUAACCUGGAUAGACUAUAAUGGACAGCUGUCGUGGUCGCUUUCUACUUCGCUGCUUUGCUGCCCUCCACCCGCCAUGAACUGUUCUCUGCAAUACCCCUCUGCUAAGCCACGCUGCCUCGGCGCCAGCCCACUAUGAACUGAAACCUCUACAAACUGUGAGCUACAGUAAACUCU
Chinchilla lanigera (long-tailed chinchilla) is the source of this 2516-nucleotide messenger RNA. RefSeq names its product chromosome unknown open reading frame, human C10orf105 (gene CUNH10orf105). The transcript is spliced from 2 exons. The record is from RefSeq and is a predicted model, not a curated record. NCBI's taxonomy places the organism in Eukaryota, Metazoa, Chordata, Mammalia, Rodentia, Chinchillidae. The coding region runs from base 404 to 802 and encodes 132 amino acids.